Callorhinchus milii (elephant shark) is the source of this 2894-nucleotide messenger RNA. Its product is annotated as putative nucleotidyltransferase MAB21L1. Lineage: Eukaryota; Metazoa; Chordata; Chondrichthyes; Chimaeriformes; Callorhinchidae. The transcript has a single exon. The record is from RefSeq and is a predicted model, not a curated record. Bases 74 to 1153 code for a protein of 359 amino acids.
UGUAAAAUCGGCCGCAUUGGAUCCGUCAGCCUACUGCGAGACUCCGGUGUACAACCCGGAUCUCUGCCCCAACAUGAUAGCGGCCCAGGCCAAGCUGGUGUACCACCUGAACAAGUACUACAAUGAGAAAUGUCAAGCUCGGAAGGCCGCUAUCGCCAAGACCAUCAGGGAGGUGUGCAAAGUGGUGUCAGACGUCCUGAAAGAGGUGGAGGUGCAGGAGCCGCGGUUUAUCAGUUCGCUCAACGAGAUCGACAACCGCUUCGAGGGUUUGGAGGUGAUUUCCCCCAACGAGUUCGAGGUGGUCCUGUACCUGAACCAGAUGGGAGUUUUCAACUUCGUGGACGACGGCUCUCUGCCGGGCUGCGCGGUGCUGAAGCUCAGCGACGGCCGCAAGAGGAGCAUGUCCCUGUGGGUGGAAUUUAUCACGGCUUCGGGGUACCUCUCGGCUCGCAAGAUCCGCUCCAGGUUUCAGACGCUGGUGGCUCAGGCGGUGGACAAAUGCAGCUACCGGGACGUGGUGAAGAUGGUGGCCGACACCAGCGAGGUGAAGCUGCGGAUCAGGGACCGCUAUGUGGUGCAGAUCACUCCGGCUUUCAAGUGCACCGGGAUCUGGCCGAGAAGCGCCGCGCACUGGCCGCUGCCGCACAUCCCUUGGCCCGGGCCGAACCGUGUGGCCGAGGUCAAGGCCGAGGGGUUUAAUCUGCUCUCGAAGGAGUGCUACUCCCUGGCCGGGAAGCAGAGCUCUGCCGAGAGCGACGCCUGGGUCUUACAGUUCGCCGAGGCCGAGAACAGGCUGCUGUUGGGGGGCUGCAGGAAAAAAUGCCUCUCCGUCCUCAAAACUUUACGCGAUCGACACCUUGAACUUCCCGGACAGCCUCUCAAUAACUACCACAUGAAAACUCUGGUGUCCUACGAGUGCGAGAAACAUCCCCGGGAGUCGGACUGGGACGAGUCGUGUUUGGGAGAUCGCCUAAACGGGAUCCUACUGCAGCUCAUCUCCUGUCUCCAGUGUCGCAGAUGUCCACACUAUUUCUUACCCAAUCUUGAUUUAUUUCAGGGCAAACCACACACCGCUUUGGAAAACGCAGCGAAACAAACUUGGCGCCUGGCGAGGGAGAUACUCACCAACCCCAAAAGCUUGGAAAAACUUUGAAAACCAACAUGUAAGACUGACUUGCAGGUGUUUUAUUUUAUUAUGACUGCUCUCGUGUGUGGUUCAGUGGUGGCUGUUUGGGUGUUGCGUAUCGUGAAUUCUUAGAAGGACAAAGCUGACUCCUUCCAAUUUCUUUUGGAUACAGCUGGACCUCGUUUUUUUUUUUGUUUUGCUUAAAAAGAAGAUGUUGCCAUCAAGGUAUCUAUCUGUAGAUAAGAUCAUCGUCGUCGUUUAUUUUCCUGCUCAUUUGAUUGUGUCAUACAUUCUGGCGACAGUGGAUCGUUUCAGAUUUCUAAGCUUCUUCAUUCCCUUCCUCACACAUUCCACCAUUACUUGAAUUGUUAUUUAAAAUCUAUUUGAACGGAGAUUUUUGAACGUUGCUUAUACAUAUAACGCUCGACUAUUGAAUACUGGAGAGGAUUUUGAAACGAUGCACUUGGAAAAAAAACACUGGAUUAGAACACUUCGUGGUUUAAAGGACAUUUUGAAAUUCUUGUUGGUGAGAUUAUUUAAUUUGAAAACGAUACAAAUAAAACGAUUACACUCCUUAAUGGCGAGAGUUUGUAAUGAGUUGCUAAAAAAAUUAAAAGGUGCUGCAGAAGAUCGCAUACUUUGAUACUUACUGCAACAUGCAAUUUAUUUCGUGUUAAUGUGUCAUUGGUGUAUCUACAUCAACCUGCCCACAGCUCAACUUUUUAAAAAUAAUAAAUGGAUGAUACAAAACCGGGAGAAACGCCACGGUAUCCUGUAAUAUAAGAUUAUAAGAACCUAGUGUCACGUUGUUUCUGUAUGAUUGAGCUAGGUUCGAGGAGAGUAUAAAGAUAAAAUAAAUACUAUAGCUUCGAGAAAUUAAUAUGGAAUCGUAUGUAUAAACCAACCAGGAAUAGAAGUCAGUGGUUGGACUGUUUGUGUAAAUAUCUUAAAAGCAAAUAAAAUGCCAUUUUUGUUCCAAGUGAAUACUACUGGAUUUCUGUUAACCGAACGUCGUAAUUAUGUGUAUGUUUUGCUGGGUUUAUUGUACCUCUACUGCAAUCGCCAGAUUAGCCAACGAUGAAGUGAAAAUGAAAAGGAAUAAAAUUGCACGCAUUUUAUCAAUAUGUUAUCCCAACCAUAACAAAAUGGCGUUAUAACCUCCAGCUCAAACCACUAUUUCGGAAUACUGAAAUCAGGAAGGAAAAUCACAAGGAAUUAAACACACAAACACAUUCUUUAAAUAAACGCCACACGACUUAAAUCGAGGAACGGAGACUAAACCUUAAACCCAGGAGUUUAACAUGUUUGCCAGAAAAAUGCAGCACAUUGAAAGGCAUAAAGUAACUGUUUACGGUUUUAAACAUACUGCACAUUUGUAAAUGUACCAGUUCGAUGACGAUUUUCUAGAUUUAAAGAUAAAUUAUGUAUGUGUCAGAUGCCAAAAUAAGUCUUUACAUUGUCACACGCUGUUUCUAACAGGCCGCAGUGUUACACUUGGUGUUGGAUUCGGUGCAUUGCUAUAAAUACUGUAAGUGUUAUCAGUCUCAUCUGGACACAGAUCGGGUUUGUGUACACGCGACAGAGACAAGUCGUUACAAAAAUAAACAUGGAUCAAAUCAUAUUAAAAUUACACCCGAGACAAAGUCGGUCCAAUCUAACUAAAACACAGUGGUGGAUUUUAAUUGUUUAGAGAGAGACGAAUCGGAUCCCAACAUUAAAAAAAAGACCAUGUUUGUUUACAAAGGAAUUGGUUUGUAAUUUGAAGAAU